GGGAGGUGGGAGGCGGGGCCGAGCCGGAGCCGGAGUCGGAGCAGGAGGCUGAGCCGGCGGUUUCAGUGGGAGCGGUGAUGUCGGUGCAGGUUGUGUCAGCAGCGGCUGCCGCCAAGGUGCCUGACGUGGAGCUGAAGGACCUGAGCCCCUCCGAGGCGGAGCCGCAGCUGGGACUGAGCACGGCGGCUGUGGGCGCCAUGGCCCCCCCGGCGGGCGGCGGGGACCCCGACAGAUCCAGUUUGCUGACCAGAAGCAAGAAUUCAACAAACGUCCCACCAAAAUUGGACGCCGCUCUCUGUCUCGUUCCAUUUCUCAGUCAUCUACUGACAGUUACAGCUCAGCGGCUUCGUAUACAGAUAGCUCUGAUGAUGAAACAUCCCCCAGGGACAAGCAGCAGAAGAACUCCAAGGGAAGCAGUGACUUCUGUGUCAAGAACAUCAAGCAGGCAGAGUUCGGGCGAAGAGAAAUUGAAAUUGCUGAACAAGAAAUGCCUGCCCUGAUGGCUCUGAGGAAGAGAGCUCAAGGAGAAAAGCCUUUGGCCGGAGCCAAAAUUGUGGGUUGUACACACAUCACUGCUCAGACCGCCGUGCUUAUGGAAACUCUGGGUGCUCUGGGGGCACAGUGCCGAUGGGCUGCCUGCAAUAUCUACUCUACUCUCAAUGAAGUAGCUGCUGCUCUAGCAGAAAGUGGAUUUCCUGUCUUUGCCUGGAAAGGAGAGUCAGAAGAUGACUUUUGGUGGUGCAUUGAUAGAUGUGUGAAUGUGGAGGGCUGGCAGCCAAACAUGAUCUUAGAUGAUGGAGGGGAUCUUACUCACUGGAUUUAUAAAAAGUAUCCCAACAUGUUUAAGAAAAUCAAAGGCAUAGUGGAGGAGAGUGUUACUGGAGUCCACAGGCUAUACCAACUGUCCAAAGCUGGGAAGCUCUGUGUUCCAGCCAUGAAUGUCAAUGACUCAGUCACCAAACAGAAAUUUGACAACCUCUACUGUUGCCGUGAAUCAAUUCUUGAUGGACUUAAAAGGACAACAGAUAUGAUGUUUGGUGGAAAGCAAGUGGUGGUCUGUGGCUAUGGCGAGGUGGGGAAGGGGUGCUGUGCUGCCCUGAAAGCCAUGGGCUCCAUUGUGUAUGUAACUGAAAUUGACCCCAUCUGUGCCCUGCAGGCCUGUAUGGAUGGAUUUCGACUGGUGAAAUUAAAUGAGGUCAUCCGACAAGUGGACAUUGUUAUUACCUGUACAGGUAACAAGAAUGUGGUAACCAGAGAGCACUUGGACCGCAUGAAGAACAGCUGCAUCGUAUGCAACAUGGGGCAUUCCAACACAGAGAUUGAUGUGGCAAGUCUGCGGACACCAGAGCUGACCUGGGAGCGAGUGAGAUCCCAAGUUGACCAUGUGAUAUGGCCCGAUGGCAAAAGGAUAAUCCUACUGGCCGAGGGCCGUUUGCUGAACCUAAGCUGCUCCACAGUGCCUACAUUUGUGCUCUCAAUCACUGCAACUACUCAGGCUCUUGCCUUGAUAGAGCUUUACAAUGCUCCUGAAGGUCGAUAUAAACAGGAUGUCUACCUGUUACCCAAGAAAAUGGAUGAGUAUGUGGCGAGUCUACACCUGCCCACCUUCGAUGCCCACCUGACAGAGCUGACAGAUGAACAGGCCAAGUAUCUGGGACUCAACAAGAAUGGGCCCUUCAAGCCUAAUUACUACAGGUAUUAAGUUCCUGUAACUGAAGCCAGAAGAAGUUUUAAGGAAGAGUUCCAAGCUUUUUCUCCAUUACUAGCCAAGAAAGAACCCAGCAAGCUGCUUCUCUGAUCAGAGCUGCCCGCCGUGCUCACCCUGUGUGUUAGGUUAUUUAUUUAUUAAAAUCUAGAUUCCUGUGCCUGUA
Molecule: messenger RNA, 1871 nt
Organism: Chinchilla lanigera (long-tailed chinchilla)
Lineage: Eukaryota; Metazoa; Chordata; Mammalia; Rodentia; Chinchillidae
Gene: Ahcyl2
Product: adenosylhomocysteinase-like 2
Biological process (GO): L-methionine cycle
Cellular component (GO): cytosol
Source: RefSeq, a predicted model, not a curated record